Molecule: messenger RNA, 1087 nt
Organism: Dentiscutata erythropus
Lineage: Eukaryota; Fungi; Glomeromycota; Glomeromycetes; Diversisporales; Gigasporaceae
Source: the annotation of a GenBank genome assembly
UUAUAUAACUCCUAAUUUUGAAUUAAAAGAAGUCACUUUAGCAAUUAAAAAUCUCUCAUAUCCUCAUACUGGCAACCAUAUUCAAGAAGCAUUAGAAAUGAUUAUAUUUGAUUGGAAUAUUAAAGAUAAAGUAUUUUGCUGCACCAUGUACAACAGAAAAAAUAUGAAAAAAGCACUAAGCCAAAUCACUUGGCUUAAAGGGGUCUUAUGUAUGGCACAUACGAUUGAGUUAACCAUUGGAAAAAAAAUAUUGCCAGCCAAAGUUCUAAUCACAAGAGCAAAAAGACUAAUAACCUUUUUUACUUGCCCUAAACAAAAUAAAAGAUUAAUUAAUGUUCAAAAACAAUAUGCUUUGAGUACAAAUAUGGUAGAUGAAUCAAUUAAUGAAUCACAAUUAGUUUUUUAUCAUGCUCUUAUCGACUGUGAAACAUGUUGGUCAAGCACCUUCAAUGCAUGGAGUUGUUUGUUAAUUUUAAAGCCGUUUAUUGAUAUUAUUUCCACAGCCAAGAAUGUUAAUAAUAUCCAUUUGCUUGAAGAGAGCCAAUAUUCAACUGUAAGCUAUAUAUACUCCAUGAUACAAAAAAUUAAAGCAAGAUUAAGUGUUUUUUUUGACUCUAGUGAUGAAGAUAAUGACAAUCAAGAUGAAUUGGAGAAUGCAUUUGAAAAACUGCAAAUCGAAGACAAUGUAGAAGAUGAACCUAAAGCAAACCAAAAAAUCAAAAUCAAAAUUAAUAAUCUAGUUAAUAUAGUUGAAUUAAUUGAUAUGAUUAAAGGUAAACUUUAUCAAGCAAUGAACUAUUAUUAUGAAGAUUUGGAGCUUGAUGGUCUUGUUGCUUCGCUCUUGGAUUCCUGUUGGAAAAAUCUAUCGUUUAUUACUGAAUCAAAAAAAAAAGAAGCAAUUAAUGAAUUGCAUCAACUGUAUAAUGAGGAAAUUUCUAAAAAUCACAUAUCUGAAAGACAACAAAACAAACUCUUACAAAAAAAAUCAAGAACAAAAGUAUAUGGUGAAAGUUUGUUAGAUUCUUGUAGCUAUGACAUUAACAAAGUCGAUAGAUAUUUUGCAUUGCAAGAAAUUUCAAAAGAUUAG